ACUUCAGGGCUUCCGUACGUACACUAGGGGUUUAUGUGUCUUUCUAUGAUGUAUAACGUGUAUUACUUUCAAUGUUCUGCUUGAAGGUGGAUGUUCUUACAGACUUGGCUACUUUGAAACAGCAAGAAUGGUGCGUGGAUAUGCAGUUUUAUCAGCAAUGUUCGUUAGCUUUAUGUUCCUACAAAAUGAUGCAAAACUUCCAAAGUUUGUGAAUAGGGUAUCGAAGUGCCCAGAGCCAGGUGAUAUCACAAAAUGGGAACGCCGGUCUGAAGAACUAGAAUGUCACCAUCCUCUGCAAGGGGGUUCCAGUCAACAACAAUCUCAUGUCUAUCAUUGUCUUCCAAGCAGUUAUUUGAAUGAAAGUGUGGAAUAUUGUGGAAUUUCAGGCCCAGUAGAUGCUGGUAAUUGUCCGGUGUACAAGUAUGCUAACACUAAUGGUCGGAACAAAGCUGUCAGUUACAGACAAUGCAGACAUUUUACAACAGGAUGUCCAGAUGAGUUCUAUCACUCUAAAGAAGUGUACAAAUAUCCUUCUUGUCUGAAUCUGAAUGAAGUCUCCAAAUGUUAUCUUAACGACAUUGCUUGUCCAACGAAAGACAACGUUUCCAUCCUGGGAGCAAAUGAGUAUCAAAAACGACGUUUUCCACGAAGACCUGGUUCCCAAAACUCCUCUUACAACUUACACACUAGCCAAAUUAUCUAUUGGAAGAUGGUUGGUGGUGUCUUUUCGAUGCGCCAUAAGAUUACAGUUACUAUGUCUUCAACUGAAAAUACAACUACGCUGGUUAUCGAUGCUAGAGACGUGACUGGACCACAUGUGAACAAAUCUGAUUUUGACUCUGACAGCGUCAUAACCUUACUCAUCGUGCUACUGGUCGUGUUGUCUGCAAUUGUAAUAGGUGGAACAGUGGGCUUUUUUCGUAAAAGGGAGAAUGUCACAGGAGCCAUGAGAUUUAUCAGAAGUAAAAUCAGGUGCCUAAGAAAAGUACAAUUGUCUUCCACAGAUCCUAACAGCAGCAUCCCCAUGCUUAAUGCCGGGGGAGAAGGCGACGGUGCUGCUACAUGUACAUGUACGUCCAAUGGAGGAUUGAUACCUGUAUAUAAGGAGAUGAAUGUUCUAAAAGCAGCUCACUUGAAAGAUUUAAUUUAUCGUGUGGCAACUGGAAUUGCUGAUACGAAUAUCAAGAGACUUAUUUUCAAUUUGAAAAAUGAUGUCAUCGGCAAUAGUGACAGGAUGUUGGCGAGGGAACUUGAUGAAAUUACUGAUGGAGAACAAUUACUGCUCUUCAUGCACAGAAUGUUUGAUCUGAAUUUAAAUCUUUGCAUUCUUCAAGGUUACCUUGAAUUGAUAGAUGAACAUAAACUAGCUCAGGAAUGCAAACAUUUUGCCAAAAGAAGCAAAGAACCCUUAUCAUUUUAUAGGAAACAUACCAAUAGAAAAGGUGUAACUACAGUAUAUGUCAAACUUGCCAAGGACAGAAGUGAAUGCACUUUAAAUGAUAUCGAAAAUGUAGCAAGGAAUAUAGCGCAUUUGGUCAACGCAAAACGGAAAGAUGUAAGAAUCCGCGGUAUCUCCGAGGGAUGUGUUCUUCUUCACCUGGACGUGACGAAUCGCUUUAUCUCCACUCUCAAACGAUGUAAUUUCAAUUGCUUGAAGCAAUUCGGUGUAUUUCGCAUCGAAAUAUCGGAUAAAUGCAUAUUUCAUUGCGACAAUCACCAUGAAGACGCAAUGCCCCAGGAUAAAUAUUCUAGCAAAAGAAAACGACAUACUAGAAAAUGGAGAUACACAUCCCCACAACGCCAAAAUACACAACCAAAAAAUGGGGAAAAAAACAGAAGCUGCAAACGUAUGCAUAAUUAAGAAAGGAGUCAUCACGGAUAUUCUUGAAAUAUGCAGGAAAGUGCUUGCUUUUUUUUUUUUUUUUUUAAAUCUGUUUCAUUUUAAAAUUGAACCAUCCGUUUCACAUUUUGAUAAACAAUUAUUGUGAUGUUUUCGAAUACUAUUUUAAAAACUUGAUCUAUACGUUCCAAAGAGAAAAACCCAAUGUAAAUAUUUCAAUUUUUAAAACUCUUUAGAAACGUAUCAAAAUGUAAAGCUCGUGGAAGUCAAUUUCUGUACAGAAAUGAACCCCUCACUGUUGUGGAUGACUUUUCAUAUUUUGGUGUUAUCUUUUCUAGAAAGGGUUUAUUAAAAGCCUGUAAAUUCCGAUUUCUUCAGCAAGCUAGAAAAAUCAUGUUUUAUUUACAGUGUAAUUCAAGAGAACUACUUAUUGAUAUUGACUUGUUAUUGUUUGAUGCAAUCUCACCCAUUUUAUUGUGUUGAUCUGAAGUUUGGGUUUAUGAGAAUAAUGAUUUUAUUAAAUCAUUACAUUUAGAAUUUUGUAAGUAUAUUGUUUAUUAUGAAGGGGUAAAAAGUGCACCUGAAAUUGUAUUGUGAAUGGAAAACUUGUAACAGUAUCAUGCCAAUCUUUAUAAAAGCAGGGAUGAUUGGGUUUUGAGAACGUAAAAUAACAAGCAAACAAGAAACGAAGAUUUUACGGCAUCAUCUGGAUGUUGCUGAUGUUUUUCAUUCUAAAUGGUUGAAUUGUGUUUAAGAUAUUCUAAUUACAACUGAUCUAUCCCACUUAUCGAAAACUGGGACGAAACACGUUACAGAACACUUAAUUGCUUAAUGGAAAAAUCCAACACACAAUUUACCAAAGUGUUUGAAUCAUACAGGUUUUAUCAAAUUUAGUUUUGAGAAGUAUUUCAUAUAUUAAUAAUCUCAUGCAUUCAAUUUGCAAAUAUAGAUAUGGUACUCAUAGAAUCUCCAUUUGUUUAGCAUGGUCCAGGAGUUCAUGCCCUCAAUAUUCUUAAUUUUAUAUCUUUGAUAGGAGUUAUGAGAUUGAUCGCAGUUCUUUAUCUUCACCUUUUUAAUUUUAUAGUCAGAAUAUGUACAUGUAAUUUAGAAGAAAUGGGUGAUGCGUUUCAUUAUUUGUUCAAUUAUGAUUAUUUGAAAAAAGAAAGAUGUAAAUUUUUACCCUAUGCAUUAAUAUUAUUAAUGUUUUUGAUCUUAAGAAUAAUCAGGAUAAACAUGUGUUCAUUGGAUUAAGUAAUUUAUGCAAGGUUGUAAUGCCAUUUUUAUGCAAUGAAAUACAAACCGUACGUGAUCUUCCCUUUUUAUGAUGCCCCCUCUUAUCUUCACUCCAUAUGCUCUUCCAUCUAUAUGAUCUUUCAACACUUGUAAACUCUUGUAUGUAUGUUUUUCUUUUUUACUUGUUUGUUCAACUUAUGGAAAUGUACGUACUCUUAUGCCUUAUGUGAGGCCUUGGUCGAAUGAAAAGUUUAAAAGUUUUUUGUAUACAAAUUAGUGAAAGUUAAAGACGAUUAUUUUCUGAUGAAAAAGAUAUAUGUGUUAUUUGAAGACUAUUUCUCAGAAUGUCGCAAGCGAAUGUCCUAGUGAAUUAGAUUAUUAGUUUAUGAUGUUUGUUUUUAGCGUACAGUGCAUGAUUUCCUUUACCGUAUAUCGAUAUUCACUCUGUUUAUUAUGUUUUCUCGAGUCAUUAUAACAACUGACCGCUAUGCGAUGGUAUCAUAAAUAAUAAUGUGUGGUGUAUCGAUAUCCAAUCAUGUGGCAACGUUGUGGAGGGACGGUUUCCAAACCACCACUACGUAUAUCAUUAUUAUGACGUAUAAAGUUUGUUAUUUUAAGAUUUGAGUAGUAUCAAACAGAUAACGAAAAUGUUUCUUAUAGUUCAAUUUUGUUUUUGAAAAUUACGAAAUUUUUAUCAUAUUAAAAUGCGUUUGUUUGUAAAUCUUUGAAAAAAAUCAUUUUGACUUGUAGAAUUAAUUUCAUAAAGGUCACAAACCCAAUAUCGGAUACCUCAGUCAGACAAGGAUUAAAUCCGUUAGUUUUCAUUAUAGUACACUUUCAAAAUAAAGAAAAAAUGUAGUGAAGAAAUGUCAAUUUUAUGAAGAUGUUUAUCAACAAGAGGUAAAUGAAAUAUACAACAAAUAGAAUAAUAAUCAAUGCCGUAAAUUCAUAUUUGGCAUUAUAUAAUCACAUUUAAGGAUAUAUUUAUGUACGAAGUUCAUAAUUUGCAAGCUAGCUGCUUUAUGCAGUAUUGUAUAAAAAAAUAUCUAAUUCAAUUUGAAAGAAAAACUAACAAACGACAUUUCACGACAUAUAAAUAAUUGAAAAAUUCAACAAAGGAAUUUCAUUUUAAAAUAUAUAUUACUAUACCCCCUCCCCGAUCAACGAGAAGUGAUCAGCACGCAGACUGUAAAAUUCUAAGCUAAUGUUUUGUUUUAAGUAUCAUUCAUUAUUUUACUUUUCAAAUGUAAUUCGACACAGUAACAGUUUAUUCAUACACCCCCAAUCUCUAAAAGUACUUUUAAAAUCAACAUGUGAAAUAAACCACAGCACCUCCUUGCAAUAAGUUGGUAAUUUAUACAUCUAGCAUACAAACUCGCUAAAUUCGCUUUGGGUGUAUAUACUUUGAAAUUUUAUAUAAAUGUACAAAAUCAUGACAUACAUGUAGUUCAUUGAUGACAUGCAUUAUCAUUCUGUGCAUUGCACCAACUUCAAUGUUUCAGCGAGCUCAUGUCCUAUUUUGCAUAUUGCAUGAAAGCCCAAUAUACAGUCCUUAUUCGGAUAAAAGAUAGUGAAAGAAUUGGAUAUCUGUAUUUCUGUAAGACAGCAUGGAAUUGGUGUCCAAUCGCCAUAUUCCGUUGUCAAUGUAUUCUGACAGUUACGCCCAGUUUCGAUAUCGAGCGAUAAUGGUACAUCAUUAUGAUAUCAUUCAAUAUAUUCCAAAACUGCCGUAUGUUUCUUUUUUUCGCUUGUACUCUCGUUUCGAUCUUACAAACUUUAACAUUCCAUCACUAAUCCUUUCUGACAUUCCAUUGGUGUCGUCUGUUGCUAUAGACGCUUGGUUGUGAAAAUGCAAGGUGCGUGUCUCUUAUAUUAUUAUAAUAUUUAUGUCUAGUCGAUAAAUAGCUGUUAAGUUAUGUUGUAUUUAUUAAAUAUUAUUUGAGUUAUUUCAUUGAGUUUGAACCUAUGGAUUUAAUUACUACAGGAAGGAUAAACGUCCGCUUUUACCAUUUUCUAUUUGGGCAGAACUACUUUUCUGGCUAAUCAAUGAUAUUCAUACAAAUAUGAAGGCAGUUUAUUUUUCUCUGUUUUCCUUCCACUUUCAAAAACUAUGCUACAGGUAUAUGAUAGUUUAAUGUACUUGUUUAGUAUCGAAAGGAGAUCUCGUUGGACAUAAAAUUGUUGAGUGGGGUGGAAAACAGCAAACAAUCAAUCGUUGGACAUACUUAAUAUUACACUCAAGGAUAAAACCCAUUUCUUCACUUUAAAAUUUCACUAUAUAUUCAUUACUUUUGUAUUUCAAAAACUUCACCAAAAUUUGAUGAUUAAUAAUAUUAUGCAAUAUGCCAAAUAUAUACAUAAUUUACUCAAGAAUCGUGACAAAUAUUACUUUUAGUAUUUUUCAAAACAUUUUUGUGGGUUGAUUUAUGAAUUACGAGGUAGACGUUUUUAAAACUGCUUUUUAAUAUGAAGUGUGUACCAUUAAGUUCAAAUAAAGUUCUUACAACAUGAU
Molecule: messenger RNA, 5585 nt
Organism: Ostrea edulis (European flat oyster)
Lineage: Eukaryota; Metazoa; Mollusca; Bivalvia; Ostreida; Ostreidae
Exons: 15
Coding region: 128-1861 (577 amino acids)
Source: RefSeq, a predicted model, not a curated record